UUCCUUUUUUGUAGAACUUUUUAAAUCAUUAAAAACCAACUUUUCUCCUUUUAAGGGAACAAAAUCCCACUUGCAAUUACGAUAUGGAAGUUUCGACAAUUUAUUUUCGAUUUCACUUAAUACAACUUCACCUAAAACUUCAUUUUUGGUUAUUUUUGAUGGUUUUAAUCGACGCGGGUUAAAAAAUCCUUUAAAAUGAGUCCAAACACCACAUAGUUAUCUUAAUUAGUUCCCGAGAUAUCGCGAUUUUUAAUUAAUCGAUCGUCUUUUUUUUAGUUAAACGUCAAAAUUGAAAUGGGGAUAUCUCGGGAACUAUUUGAGAUAACUUGGUCGUGUUUGGACUCAAAUUCUUCGGUUUUUCGCGUAGAUUACGAAUUAUUUACCUGAUUUUAAAUUUGUUAUAACGAAAAUUAAAAAAAUUAAUUUAACACUUUUUUUAAGAAACAUUUUCGUCGCGAUUAGCCGAAUUGAAUGGGCCGAAUUAAAAAUAGUUCGCGUUUUAUACCAAUUUGAUUCCGAUAACGAAAUUAUUUUAAUUUGUGACUAAAAAAGGAAUAAUUUUUUUGCAACUAUUUCUUUAUCAAGGUAACCUUGCAAUCUUGGGAUUUUAAAAGAUAAUUUUACAUUUUUUUUUUAACUAAAAGCUUACGUGGAGCAAGCAAACGUGUUUAAGCGUGUUUAAAAGUAAGUUAUUCCGAGAUUAUUUUAAAACAAAACAUGAAGAUUUUCGCUUUUUUGGUUUUCGCGGCGAUUUUUAUUAAUUUGGCGCUCUCUGAGUGCGAAUCUUGCAAAAAAUCAAGCAAGAAAGAGAAAAAUAUUUACUCGAAAGAAGCGAAUGAAGGCGAUUUUAAGCACGAUGACGCCAAAAAGCUCAAUCAAGAAGACGAAAUAAUUAAUGAGGAAGAAAUUGGGGAGAAUUCAGAUGAAAAAAAGGAUGUUGAGGUUGAGCAAAAGAAAAUUGACCCCAAAAAAGCAAAAGAAGUUUUGGCGGCAAUCAAACAGCUUGGGGGUCAAUUAAACGACAUGUUUUCGAAAUCUUUUAAAACACUCCACGACGCGGUUCCGGAAAUACAGGGGGUAAUUCAAAACAUGACCGAUGAGGCUAUAAAGGUGGUCAAAAAGACGUCGAUAGAGUCCGGAAAGAACCUCGAUAUCGUUUCAAAGACGAUUAAAAACGUUAUGAAAGAAGCAAAAGCCGAAGUUGGGGAAUAUAAAAAAUUUUUGACGGAGAAGCAAAAAUUGACCGAAAUCCCCGAAUCAUCUCUAGAAAUAAAAUCGGAUGAUUCUAACGAAGUUGUUAAAAAGAUUACGGAAGAAAUUGAACGAAUGAUGGGUGGAGGAAACAUCAUUAGUGAUAUCAUGAACGAUAUCCCAGACAAAAUUGGUGUUAUUCUUGGAAAAGCCAAUAAAAAGUUAAAAGAGAAAUUAAUAAAACACGAAAAAGACUUAAACGUCGAUUUGACAGACGUUAAAGUUUACUGCGAUAACCAAAUAAGUGAAAUAACUACUUCUUUGAGCUCAAGUUUAAAGCAAACCGGGGGGUUGUUAUCGAUGACGAUGAACACGAUUUUAACGCUGGUUUCAACGCUUAAAUCGCAAAUUAAAUGAUCGUAUUUUUAGUAAAAAUAACUUUAAUUAAUGGUAAUUAUCAUGUUAUGAAAGAUAAAUGUUAAAAAUUAUGUUUAAAAAAAAUCAAUUUAUUUUUUUUUAACUUUA
This is a messenger RNA of Onthophagus taurus, 1716 nucleotides long. RefSeq lists its product as uncharacterized. Lineage: Eukaryota; Metazoa; Arthropoda; Insecta; Coleoptera; Scarabaeidae. The record is from RefSeq and is a predicted model, not a curated record.